Molecule: messenger RNA, 1379 nt
Organism: Aspergillus nidulans FGSC A4
Lineage: Eukaryota; Fungi; Ascomycota; Eurotiomycetes; Eurotiales; Aspergillaceae
Product: WXG100 family type VII secretion target
Exons: 3
Coding region: 92-1171 (359 amino acids)
Source: RefSeq, a predicted model, not a curated record
UUCCUGGGUAUAAGUUCAAGGCCAGCUGGUCCCGUCUCAGCUCGUGUUCACAACAGGCUCGUCUACCACCAAAAGAAGUAGCUGUCACAAUAUGCAGCUCCUCAAAGUCCUCCCUGCUCCUCUGUUCGCGGCCCUUGUGGCCUCCGCACCCCUGGCGGCUCCCCAGAUUUCUGUCGACUAUGGACAACUUGAACAGUUCGCCCAAGAUGUCCAAUCUUUCGCCGAUAGCACUUACAGCCAAUUCAGCCAGGUGUCCGCGCAAUUUGAUGUCUUAACUGGAAGCUACUCGGGCUCUGGGCGGGAAUCUUUCGGCCAGCUUCUGGCAAAGCUUAGUGCCUCAGUUUAUGACAUUCAGCGGGUUUCAGCUGAUAUCGCAUCGACUAUUGACGCCACUGCAUCCGCGUACGAGGAUGCCGAGAGCUCUGCCAUUGGAACCUUCUUCAGCAAGCGUGAUCAACUUCGUGCUCGAGACAACGCUGCGGUUAUGGCCGAGGCUGGCUUGAUGAAGGAGGCUGGCUUGAUGGGGGAGGCUGGUUUGAUGAACGAGGCCGGCUUGAUGAACAAAGUUGAUGAUUCGAUCGCCCCCGUGUCCGGUUUGCAGACUGCCAAAGAUGCUGUUGCUGAUAUGGCUGAAGUUGACGGCGUCGACGACGCCGACGCCAUGAGUCCUGUCCCCACUGCUGCACCAUCGACUGGGAGUGUUACUCCUGAGCAAGCCACUGGCUCUGGUGCUGAGAACGUCACCCCCGAGCAGGCCACCGGUUCUGGUGCUGAGGGCUUAAACCCCCAGCAAGCCACCGGCUCUGGUGCUGAGGGAGUCACCCUCGAGCAGGCUACUGGCUCUGGUGCUGAGAACGUCACUCCUGGGCAAGCUACCGGUUCCGGCGCUGAGGGCGUAAACCCCCAGCAAGCCACCGGCUCUGGUGCUGAGGGCGUCACCCUCGAGCAGGCUACUGGCUCUGCAGGAGUUGACCAAACUUUGGGCUCCGAUGGAACGGGCAUUGAUGAAAAUAUCAGCGCUGAUGCAACCGGAGUUGAUCAGACCCUUGGGACUGCGGACCAGCAUGUGCCAGUGGUCCCCGAGGAUCCUACUGCUGGAGUUACGUUCGUUGCCAACAUUAAGACGGCGCAUGAAGGAACCGUGGAGACUGAGGAUUCGCACCGGCCCUAGGUGUUUGAAUCUUUGGAGACCACUGCUCCCUUCAGGCAGUGAGGAGAGCGGCAACUGAGAAUUGACAGGGAUUGUUAUGGCCUAGGCCUCUUAUGUGAUUAAGUAUUAUUGGCUAAUGUUAAGAGCGUACCUAUGGGGUCAUUAUUCUCAAACGAGUCUAACUGUAUAGAUAGGCCCUUUCGGCGCAAAGGUGAAACUUAAAAUCUAA